Messenger RNA from Telopea speciosissima, 648 nucleotides. RefSeq lists its product as uncharacterized. The record is from RefSeq and is a predicted model, not a curated record. NCBI's taxonomy places the organism in Eukaryota, Viridiplantae, Streptophyta, Magnoliopsida, Proteales, Proteaceae. The transcript is spliced from 2 exons. The coding region runs from base 1 to 648 and encodes 215 amino acids.
AUGAGGGCUCUCUACUGGAAUAUUAGAGAUGUUAGGAAGGCUGCUGCUAAGUUGGCCUUGAGGAUUUUUAUUAAAGAAAAGCAUUUGGAAGUGGUGUGCAUUGCAAAACCGAUGGUGGAGAUUACGAUCAAGGUGGAUUGGGGUCAGAUUAAUCCCCUCUUGACUUUUGUUCAUGCAAAAUGCCUGAGAGUUCUUCGUAGAGAUCUGUGGACCGAGCUUGGGACGGUGGCUCCUCUGGAUUCUUGUCCAUGGCUUGUUGUAAGGGACUUUAAUGCCACGUUAGCCUUGACUGAGAAAAAAGGCCCAGGCUCCUUCAGUCAGGGAUCGAUUGCAGAGUUUGGGGCGAUGGUGGAUGCUUGCUCGUUGAUGGCGAUUCCUUCUCAGGAGCGCAAAUUCACUUGGACAAAUAACAGAAAGGUUGGGCAUGUUGCUGCAGUGUUGGAUAGAAGCUUUUGUAAUGAAGCUUGGCUCUCUGUUUUGGGGGAUAGCUCGCAGAUUGUGCUUACAAGUACCAUUUCAGAUCAUCCUCCUAUCCUUGUGGUGGCCGAAGCUAUUAAGAGACCGGCAAAUGCUCCCUUUCGGUUUCAACGGUUUUGGUUGGACCACCCCAAUUUCCCGUCUGUAGUGGAGGAUUCCUGGAAGGAGUGA